This is a messenger RNA of Triticum aestivum (bread wheat), 3407 nucleotides long. RefSeq names its product disease resistance protein PIK6-NP-like. Lineage: Eukaryota; Viridiplantae; Streptophyta; Magnoliopsida; Poales; Poaceae. The transcript has a single exon. Bases 1 to 3147 code for a protein of 1048 amino acids. The record is from RefSeq and is a predicted model, not a curated record. Gene Ontology annotation, biological process: defense response to other organism.
AUGGCUGAACUGGCCAUCAGAUCAGCACAUGGCGCCGUAGACUCGCUACUGAGACGCCUCACAAGGCUCAUUGAAGACGAAGCAAAGCUGCUGAGCGGUGUCCGCGGCGAUGUCCAGUACAUCAAGGACGAGAUGGACAACGUUCAUGGAUUCCUCCUCAACUUCGUGGAAGACAGCUGCACGGACAACCAAAUGGAGGUCUGGGUUAGGCAUGUUAGGGAACUCGCUCGCGAUUCCGAAAAUUGUGUCGACGUCUACGAGCACAAACUCAGCACCAGUGCCGUUGCCCGUGCCCUUGCCCGUUACAGCGGCGGUUCCGAUAUUUUGUUGUGGUUCAACAGGGCUUUGUACCGGUUCGGGAUGCUUAUGUACACGGUGCCGGCACGCCACCGGCUCGCCACAGAGAUCAGACUGCUCAAAGAAAGGGCUGAACAUGUGAGCGAAAGGCGCACCAGGUAUGGCGUCCGCGAUCCUGAUCCUCAGAAGAGGGCAAAGCAACUUGAGGAAGUUUGUGGAGAUGAUACCAACAGGAAGAAAGACCCCAGGAUACAACAUUUGUUAGGCGACGAAGAUGAAAGCCUAGCUGGGAUUUUGGAGGGUGAUUUGAAGAUGCUGGUAUCUUGGUUAAUUGGGCAAGGAGAGGAGAUACAACCGGAUAUGCUAGUGGCCAAGCGGUUGACUGGGCCAGAAGAUGAGAUGCCAUGGCCGAAAAUUCCAGUGGACGAAUCAGUUUCAGUUGCGGGGACGUCUUGGCGGGAAAGGAGCAAGAGAAGGCCGGGCUUGGCAACAGCAGUCUCAAAGAGAUGGAUGCUGCGCUCGAUGUCCAGGAGGAAGAUCAUAGGCCUCAAAGAGCAGCUCGCUCAGCUAGAAGACAAUAUGCCCCAGCAAGACUUUCAGCUGGGGUGUAUUACAGGGUCAAGAGACAGGAUGCCACGGCAGGAUUUUCAGCUGGGGUUUAUCAAAGGGUCAAGAGACAAGGAUUCACGACCCAGGGUCAUCUCCAUUGUGCAACAGCGAUCAGGUGAUGACGAUCUGAAUUAUGCACAGAUAGUGUUUGAAGACAGUUUGAUAAAGGACUUCUUUGGUUUCAGAUGUCGGGUGAGGGUUGGGGAAAACCAUGCCAAAUGGGUAUUCGACGACAUAAUCAAAGACAUCUCAUCUCAGCAGGUGGAUCUGAAAGAGUGGCAAGAAACCAAGUAUUUAAUUGUUCUUGAUGAUGUCCGUGACGAAUCACUAUGCCACGAAAUCAUAUCUGGGUUUCCUCCUACUACUGCUGGUGGUCAUUCUGUAGUUCUAGUGAUCACCCACUCAUAUGCUCUAGCCCGUUCCUGCUCUCCAAAUGCAGUCUUCCCCCCUCUGGAGCCUAUUGUCAAGUUCUUCUUUGGCAAAGCGGUUUCCCUUGUUGAGAACAAUCCUGAGAAUGACACCCUGAAGCAAGUCAUUCGGUCCAUUUUAUCAAAAUGUGCACCCAGUCUCUUGUGCCUCAAGGCAUUCUUACAUGUUCUCUAUGUCAAUCCUAUGAGGAACAUACAAGAGCUUCAGGGCCUCUGCAACGACCUAACCAGUGACUCUCCUGGCAAUAUUCGGCACAUCUUAAUGUUCUGGUACAACAACCUCCCUCUCCAUUACAAGAACUGUUUGAUCUAUCUAUCUAUCUUUCCCCAAAAUGAUGGCGAUCAUAUCAAAAGAACGAGCCUAGUCAGGCGAUGGGCAGCUGAGAACCUGAUCACCGGAAGAAAUGGGUCAGCUGCACAGGAUGAAGCUGAACACUGCUUCAAUGUGCUUGUUGCAAAAAGAUUUCUUCUUUGCACCGGCAUUGGUGCUGCAGGGAAGGUCAAGAGCUGCAGGGUAAACAGUUUGAUAUCAAAAUUCAUCAGCGAUAUUGCCAGGGAGGAAAAGUUUGUGGAUGCAGAUCUCCAGCAAGAUUUCAGUAACCGGAUAUCCAUUCACAAUAGAAGCCAACUGCAACAAGUGUUAGGGACACUUCAGGCAUCUCCUCGCCCCAGCUCCUGUUGGAACAUUCGCAAGCACUCAACUGAUACUGAAGAUGGUCAACCCUUGGAUGACCUUACCAAGUUCCUUGAAACACUGCCUUCAUUUGCUCAGCUGGGGUUGGUUAGAGUGCUGGAUCUCGAAGGCUUUGAUGGUUUGAAGGAUCACCAUGUGGACAACAUCUGCGAGAUAUUUCAGCUAAGAUAUCUAAACCUUCGGAGGACUAAGAUUACCAAACUGCCCAAGAAGAUGGAGUAUCUUCAACAGUUGGAAACACUGGACAUUCGGGAAACAGCUGUAAGAUCAUUUGCUACAAAAGUUGUAGUGCUUCCAAUGCUAAAGCAUAUGCUCGCUGGGUACGCCCAACACUCAAACGAAGACAUGGAGUCAUUUUCCACGGUGUGCAUGCCUCGUGGAACUGGGGGCAUGGGAAAUCUGCAGAUACUGUGCCAUGUAGAUGUUUCGGGCAAAGAAGAUCGGCUGGUUGAGAUUGGGAGGCUACAACAGCUUAGAAAGCUAGGUGUUGUAUUCCAAAGCAACAGAAAUAAUUUCAAGCACUUGCUCCAGGCAAUUGAGAAGCUGAACAAGAGCCUCCUCUCUCUCUCACUCCGUGUGGAAACAACACAAGGCCAUGAGAUUACAGACAUUAACGCAGCAGAGCCUACAGCAUUCUCACCUCCAAAGCAUCUUCAGAGCCUAAACCUUUGUGGCGUCAGGGGAGGAUUGCCUCGUUGGAUCAAGGAGCUCCACAAACUUGCAAAGUUAACUCUGUGUGAAACACAUUUGGAAGAAGGCGACAUAACAUCCCUUGGCGAGCUCAUUGGGUUACGCUGUCUCAGGCUCCGGCACAGGUCGUAUGUCCAAACCAAGCUGACCCUUCAGAAAGGAGCAUUCAAAAAUCUUGAGUUUAUUCUCAUAGAAGGAUCAGACAUUACUGACAUCAGCUUCCACAAGACCCCCAAGAUAGAGAAGAUAGUUUGGAAGUUCAGAGAGAUGAAAUCAAUUCAUGGAAUCAGCCGCCUUCCACGCCUCAGCCGGCUUGAGCUCAUUGGCAACUGCGACCCAACUGCUACCAAAGAAGCACUUUUCAACCAUCCAAACCGGCCUGUCGUAAUUCACAAUGGACAGGUAAUACACAGUGGCGGGCGAAGAUGAGUAGAGCCACUUGAGUGCAAUUCUUGGAGAAGGCUAGCUGCUCGCCGGGAAUCAUCGGGUUGCAUUGUGCUUGUGUGUUUACUUCCUGUGUUUGCUUUCCUGUGUGCUGUUUCAAAAUAAGCUUGUAAUGGUUUGCCUCUUAAAUUUCCAUUCCCAACUUUUUAUGGUUUGAUUUGCUGUAUCUUAAAUAAGCAGACAUUAAGACGAAUACCCGAUGUAUCAGAUUGAUAUUUAUGCAUGGAUUGCGGCAGUUUCCCUUA